AUGGAAAUGAACUUGUUAUUGGCUAAGAUGUUCUUUAAGUAUGACCUUGAACUGGUUAAUACGGAGUUGGACUGGUUGAAUGAGGGAAAGGUUUUUGUAAUGUGGUGGAAACGAGAGUUGAUGGUCCGUUUUCGGCAACGGGCUAUGUAGGUAAGUUGGUCGAAAUUACAAGGGAACUCGGUAGAAUAGAGGUUUUUGUUUCUCUGUCUUGUAAUUUGUGAUUCUUCUUGUUUUUCUAUUGCAGAAAUCUAUAUCUAUAUCCGCUGUUAUCCUCAUCAAAAAAGUUUCAAGUUUCAACAAAGAUUUCCUCCCGUGCUCCUAUAUUCGGUUAGAUCUAUCUCUUGACAUCGCUAACUUCUGAACUGCAGCAUUCAACCUUCCACGACAUUCCCCUACUCCAGACGCACUUCCCAACUGCUCUCGGUGCGUCACUGCAAAUAA
This is a messenger RNA of Hymenoscyphus albidus, 441 nucleotides long. NCBI's taxonomy places the organism in Eukaryota, Fungi, Ascomycota, Leotiomycetes, Helotiales, Helotiaceae. The record is from the annotation of a GenBank genome assembly.